This is a messenger RNA of Dromiciops gliroides (monito del monte), 945 nucleotides long. Its product is annotated as olfactory receptor 2B6-like. The coding region runs from base 1 to 945 and encodes 314 amino acids. NCBI's taxonomy places the organism in Eukaryota, Metazoa, Chordata, Mammalia, Microbiotheria, Microbiotheriidae. Gene Ontology annotation, biological process: G protein-coupled receptor signaling pathway. The record is from RefSeq and is a predicted model, not a curated record. Gene Ontology annotation, molecular function: G protein-coupled receptor activity; olfactory receptor activity. The transcript has a single exon. Gene Ontology annotation, cellular component: membrane.
AUGUGGACCAGCAACCAGAGCUCCUUGGAAGGCUUUGUUCUCCUGGGCUUUUCUGAUCGCCCUUGGCUAGAGAAACCACUAUUUGUUAUCUUUCUAGUGGCCUAUAUAUUUGCACUCUUUGGCAACAUCUCCAUAAUACUUGUUUCUCGCCUAGAUCCCCAGCUUAACAGCCCAAUGUACUUCUUUGUCUCCAACCUUUCCCUGUUGGACCUCUGCUAUACCACCAGCACUGUCCCACAAAUGCUUGUCAACCUCUGGGGCCCAGAGAAAACCAUAAGCUAUGGUGGUUGUGUUGCUCAACUCUACAUCUUCUUGGCCUUGGGUUCAACUGAGUGUAUCCUAUUGGCCAUAAUGGCCUUUGACCGCUAUGCUGCCAUUUGCAAACCCCUUCACUACCCAGUCAUCAUGAAUCAGAGGCGUUGUGUGCAUAUGGCAGCUGGGACGUGGUUUAGUGGGUUUGCUAAUUCCCUGGUCCAAUCAACACUCACAGUAGUGGUCCCAAGAUGUGGCAGGAAAAUUUUGGACCACUUCUUCUGUGAGGUGCCUGCCCUGCUGAAAUUAGCCUGCACUGACACCCAUGUAAAUGAGGCUGAACUCAAUGUGCUUGGUGCCCUGCUUCUCUUGGUGCCCCUUACCCUUAUAUUAGGUACCUAUGGCUUCAUUGCACAAGCAGUGAUGAAAAUCCGUUCAGCUGAAAGCCGUUGGAAGGCUUUUAAUACUUGUGCCUCUCACCUACUGGUAGUCUCCAUGUUUUACUUCACAGCCAUUAGUAUGUAUGUCCAGCCCCCCUCGAGCUACUCCCACGAUCGGGGCAAAGUUAUGGCCCUCUUCUAUGGGAUUGUCACACCCACCCUCAAUCCUUUCAUUUAUACUUUGAGAAACAAGGAUGUCAAGUCUGCCCUACGGAGGGCACUGACAAAGGAGUUUUGGGUCAAGGUAAGGUAA